ACAAUCCCCUGCCUCCCACAGAGACCCCCAUCCCUCUAAUAUCCCCAUUCUACCUCUACUUUCCUGGCCUUGUCCCCCCAUCCUCAUCUUAGCCAGAGACUCCCUCCCCAAAAUCCCUGCUCCCCUAAGGGAACCCCUCCCCUGCUGGUCCCCUCAAGAACCUCUUCCCCCCCCAUACUUACCCCGGGUCUCCUUCCCACUGCUCCCCCCAACUCUCUCCCAGUGCCCUUCAAGGACCCCCCAACUCAUCCUCAGGGAUCCCCAUGCUUUCCCCCCCUUUGGGACCCCACCCACUGUCUAUGCUUUCUGCCCCCCAAAGCAUCGGGGGGGUUCAAACCAUUGGAAGGGUGCCCAGAAUUCUGGGAUCCUAGGUUGGGGAGGGGUAAUUCCCAGGAGCCCUCAUGGCCAUGGUCACAGAAAUUACCAUGUCCCCUGUCUGUGCCCCCUCCCUCCCAAUCACUGAACUGCGGCCACUUAUUCUCAGGGGUCCCCAUUUCCAUGUUCAAAAGGGGGGGUCACCCCAGUUGCUAGAGACCCCCGGACAAAUAUAUGAGUGAAAUUGUAUGAUGGGGUUGCUUGUGGUGGUGGGGGAGGCAGGGCUCAGCAGCCCUGGGGUUCACUUCUGGUUUAUCUCUUAUGUUUCUAGAGCUCAUGCUUCAGGGUUUCAGAUGGCCACCAGCAGGGGUCAGGAAGGAAUUUGCUGCCCCCAUGUAUUCUGCGGGUUGGUUGGGUUGUUUUAAUCUCCUUCCUCUGAAGCAUCAGGGAUGGCCACAGCUGGAGAUAGGCCAUGCUCUGAGGGGGCACCAAGCAUCUCUCAUAGGUGCUUGACUGGCGCUUCUUGCUCACACGCUUAGGGCCUAACUGAUCACCAGAGGUGGGGCCAGAAAGGAAUUUGCCCCCCAGCUCAGAUGGGCAGGGACCUUGGCGGGAGGGAGGUAGGUUUUCACCUUUCUCUGCGGUGUGGGAUUAUCACUUGCUGGGAUGAUCUGGGUAUUUCUAACAUCAUUUCCCUGCCAUGGCGGGGGCCUCUGGCAUUGGUGGCACAGACCAGUCUAGGCUCCCAAGGGCUGUGAUAUUUUGGAGUGCUGGGUUUAGUUUGCGGGGCCUGUGCGAGCCGGGUGGUCAGAUUGGAUGAGCUGGUGGUCCCGUCUGGCCUCCAACUCUCUGACUCCCCAAACCCGAGGGGACGUGCCCUGUUGGCAUAGUGCUGCAAAGAGAAAAGGACCCACUCUAGGGCCUAGCAGGGUGGGGUCUACACAGGGACCCUACAGUGGGAGCCAGGAUUUAGAGAGACCCCCAACCAUCAUAAUCUCCAUUGUUUACAUCAAUAUGGACCCUGCAGUUUGGGGGAUUAAGGGGGCACAUGAUGGAUGCCAGGGACUGAGGGACCCCCUUCUCCCCCACAAACUACAGUUCUGUCCUCUUUAGAUCAGGAUAUUAGAAGGCUGGCCGCACAAUGGCAACAUCCUACACUUGUGCCCAGAAGGGGGAGGGGAAUAACCUAGGUGUGUCCCUGGGGGGUGUGGCCUGGUUGGGCAUGUCACAAUGCUGCCCUCCCCACGGGGAAAUGUCACAAUGGCUGGGUCACAAAGAACCUGGCUACUUGAGCUGGGUUCCUGGGGCUCGGGGCUCACUUUGCCGCGGGUAGGCACUGCCUGAAGAAACGUCGCUGCUCCGGGAUCACACCUAUCUGUUUUCCCUUUCUUAUACUGAGAGAGGGAGGAAACGGAACUACUCAUACCCCACCUGCUCCCCCUUUGCGUAUUACUAUUACUGCUAUCGCUAUCGCCUCAUCUACAGGUGGAGGAUGGUGCCUUUCCAUGGGAGUAUCUCCCUGACUGAGCGCGAGAGCCUGACCCUCAGACCUCGCUACUGCCUUCAAUGUUCCGAGUCCUUGGGAGGCGGACCAGCCAGCAGAGGGGCUAACCAGGGCGAGCUAAAAGAGUUGUACAAGGCUGGGAACCUGACAGUGUUUGCUGGCGACCUUCUGCUCCCUGGUCUCCCUGUCCAGCUGGACUUCCAUUUCCAACUUGGUCCCCACGGCUCUGCUCACUGGCACGGACUCCUAACUGACGGCAAGCUUUUCCUGGACACGCCCCGCGGCGCCCUGGAUCAAAACAACCGCGAAAGCCUGACUGCGACGCUGGAAUACGUGGAGGAAAAGACCGCCGUGAACCUUGUGUUUGUGAACUUCCAGCCGGCUCGCAGCAAUCGCGGAGACCUGUUCCGAGCAUUCAGUUACUUGGGCUUUGAGGUGGUCAGACCAGAUCAUCCCUCGCUGCCGCCCUGGGAGGACGUUAUCUUCAUGGUUUGCCCACUGAAGCGAGACUGCUGUCCGGAACUGGAAUGAGAAUUCCUGAAGCUGGGCAUUCUGCAAAGACGGGAGGGAAUGGAGGGGGGAUGGCUUAGCUCCCACUUACCUUGGGCCUGGAACUGACAGAGGCUUUGAGCUGAUGUGUGUAACUGAGCGUGGCCCCACCGAGCAUCACUAAACAGGUGUGAAAGCACAGGUGUGGUGUCUGGUUGGGGGAAGGGCUUUGACACUCAAUGCAGAAUGCACUGGGGGCAGGGAGGAAAGACUCAACCUUGCAGCUUCUGACUCACACUUGGUCACAGGUGUUCAUAAAAACUGCAUAGGGUCCCAAUCAACUACCCCACUAACAUGCCUCCAGCCUGACUUGGCAGGAUCAGCUCCAGAGCUGAACAGAGUCCCACUGUACAAUCAGUGCUGGGUCUUGUGAUCUGGACUGAGGCCCCAACUGAUUUCCCAGCAUGGGAGCUCCCAGCAAGAGGAAGGGGACAUUACCCCACUACCCCUUGCCUCAGGCACCCAAAAUUCACUGCCCAAUCUCCAUGCCCUUGUGCCACCCCCCGUUUGAAGCCCUAGCCUGGGCGACUUCUGAACUUCAGGACAGGCUGCCGGCUGUUUAUAGCAUCGUCCCCUCAAGGCUCCUGCUGCUCAGGGAGAUAGCUGGCCGAGGGAAGUGAGGCCCUGUGUUCAGCGCUAUUUCUCAGGCUAUCAUGCAACAGCUUUAGAAAACCUGCACCUGGCUCCAUUAAAAAAAUUCCAGAGACCCUGAGUAGCAGACCCCCGGAUUAUUUAGCAGAAAUGAGGCUUGUUCCAGUUCUCCCAGUCACCAUCUGACUACAGUGGUUAGGGAAUGAGCCCAGCAAGGCCUGUGGGAGGGGAGUGGACUCGCUCUGGCUACAGGGGGAGGCAGUGAUGGCAGAGUUAGGGUCAGCAGGCCUCCCCCGCAGAGGCCUCAAUUUGCACUUGGAGCUGACCCCCAUGAACAGGGAAGACCCUGACCCACUAAUUAUGCAUCAUCAGCCCCCUUCUACAGCACGGUGCAAGAGGCACAAGGAGGAAUCCGACUAACAUGAUGUCUCAGAGUGAGAGGCAAGGUGGGCAUCUUGCAGCCCAGUUCUAAGGCCUCCCUCCUCCCCACACAUCUCCAGCCCCCAAGGACUUGGCUGACUCGCUCGAAAAACUCUCAAUGGAACUUUUAUUUAAUAAAGAACCAAUGGCUGAGAUGCACAGCUCUCCCAAACCUUGUUUGAUCUCCCUGUGCUCACCCCCAAAAAUGGGGCUGGGGUGAAAACAAUGCACCCAGCUGGCAGGAAAUGCCCAUCUUCGCAACAGGGCAGCCUCCGCAGUGAGAGACUUUCAAAGCCACUUUGGAUAGAGGCAUAAAGCUUUGGCCAAUUCCCAGACAGGAGCUUUGACGGAGCCAGCUAGGUACUCUCCAGCGGUCAGCAGGCUAAACACGCUUUGCCCAGACUUCUCCUUUAUGAAGCACAGGAGACAAUAAGAGGCAGAGAUCUUCAAAGCCCCCACUUCUGGCCUAACUCAGCUCCUGUCAUCUCCAAGGGGAAGAGUAAUAAGUCCAUGCAGAGGCUCCAGAAACCACCCCCUCCAAACGCUCUACAAAUGCUACAUGCUGGGGCGGUUCUGCACUGAAGCAGAUUCAG
Dermochelys coriacea (leatherback sea turtle) is the source of this 3972-nucleotide messenger RNA. RefSeq names its product ornithine decarboxylase antizyme 3 (gene OAZ3). Gene Ontology annotation, biological process: positive regulation of protein catabolic process. Lineage: Eukaryota; Metazoa; Chordata; Testudines; Dermochelyidae. The record is from RefSeq and is a predicted model, not a curated record. Gene Ontology annotation, cellular component: cytoplasm; nucleus. Gene Ontology annotation, molecular function: ornithine decarboxylase inhibitor activity.